AGCCAUUCUGGUUCAAGUUCAAGUCGCAACUGGGAUUUUGUGGGUCAGCGUUAAUGUUGCAGUUGUGACAUUGUGGCGCGUCAUAUGGAAUGCAAUUCCCAAGCUACAAGCAAGCGAUGGAACGAGCGAUUAUGCAGGCUGUGCGUUUGUUGUCUUAUCGUUGUCGCCCCUUGCACUGCGGAAAAGUAUUGCGGAAAGGACAACUGCUACGAAUUGUUGGGUGUGCGUGCCGACGCGGACACAUUUGCCAUAAAACGUGCAUACAGAAAGUUGUCGUUGAAGUGGCAUCCAGACAAGAAUGUGGGUAAGGAGGAGGAAGCGACGCAGAUGUUCACAAAGAUUGCUGCCGCCUACGAAGUCUUGUCCGACGACGAGAUGCGAGCAUCCUACGACUACGCUCUCGAACAUCCUGAGCAGGCCAUGUAUAAUAAUUACCGUUACUACAAGACGAUGGUUGGCCAGAAGGUUUCUUUGCAAUCGGUGUUCAUCGGUUUUGUUGCGUUCAUGAGCUUGCUACAGUAUGUGAAUCAGACAUCGUUGUGCAGACAGCACCGGUCGAUUAUGAUGAAGGCACCCGGUUUCAAAGGCCAGUUGAAAGACGCAGUAGAUGCUAGAGUUUCAGAAUUGCGAUUACGGAGCAGCGUUGAUCUCUCGGCAAAGGAGAAGAACGCAAUUAUGGAGACAUUGUUCUGCAAUUGUCAAGUCGAUGGAAUGAGCCUUGCGCCUGUUGGAGUAGCCAAUCUUUUUAUAGUGCAGCUUGCUCUCUUGCCCAUGCGGGUGAUCGCGUACAUCCGUGAAGCACCAGCCAGACGCAGCUUGCGACACAUGAAGGCUGAGGAGGAGCGUUUUCACCGUGAGCGAGAGAAGGCUGAACUGCUUAAGAGACAGCAGGUUGAGGAAGAUACUCUUCGGAGGCGGUUGGCUGGGAAGGACAGAAAACAGAAGGACGAGUUGGACAGGGAGCGUGCGAAGGAGCGUGCUCGAGAGGAAAGGCGCCGAGAGGAGCUAGAGCGCAAGCGCGAAACUGACGAACGUUGUGAGGCUGGCCGGAGAGCGCGCGAGUAUAUAACCGCAGCUGGGAAAGACUUGGGCUUCAGCGUGGAAGAACUUCGACCUAUUCUUUCACUUGGUAGCGACUCGGUUGUCGCUGCUGCUAAGGACUUGGAGACUUCAGGCCCACCAGAGCUCUUACGUGAUCGUUUCAGGGCUAUGUCCGCUGACCUGAAGGCGUCUGCCAGUCGCGAGCGGGAAUUGCAAGAGAAAGUUGACCGAACACCUUGGGCUCAGGACGAGCUUGCUGCGUUAGCGAAAGGCAUGAACCGCUUCCCUGGGGGCUCCCCUAAUCGUUGGGGUAAGAUUUGUAAUUUCAUCGAGCAGGUCACAGGCAAGCGGCGUUCGGAAGCAGAUGCGACGGACAAGGCUCGUGGUUUGAGCUCGUUAGCUGGUCAGGCGUCCAGUAUGUCCCAGGCGCCUUCGCAAAUUGACAAGACGGUCAGUUCACAGAUUGUCGAAACCAGAUCGAACGAGGGUUCCGACGCAAGAUCGACAUCUGCCAAGUUUGAUUCUUUAUCGGAUGAUUCGAUUUGGAGCCAGGCCCAGCAGGCAGCAUUAGAAAAAGCUUUGGUCACUUACCCUGCGUCGCUUGGACUCACAACAGCUGAGCGUUGGGACAAGAUCUCAGCUUGCGUCGAGGGCAAGUCCCGCAAGCAGUGCGCAGAGAGAUUCAAAGCCUUGCGCGAUCAAGUGAAGUCUGCGUGAAGUCUGCGGAGCUUGGAGGCACCGGUGAUUAUUCAGCGUUUCUUUCUUGGCAAGAGCUUCGAGGAAAGCUCCCAUGGAUUAACCUUCCUGGUCGGUGUCUUCGGGCAAUGAAUUUGGGACGUCUUCUUUGGGCAGCCCUCUGCAGUUUCUUUAUUGGAACGUAUUGCUGGUGUAGUGUGUCUGCCCCUUUGUGAUUUCAAGAUUGUCGGGCAGCUUCCACCGUCGUGGUUGGGCAUAGGAUUGGCGCAUCAGCCUGAGGCGAACACAUCAUGGCGGCUUGUAUACGAGUUUGGCGAUCAUGCUGUAAAUCAGGUUCCGUCCCCUCCUCUUCCCCGUUUCGCGAUUGUUUAUUCGGCAUGUGUUGCUGCUGAUCUCGAGUCCCAUGAGCAAUUCUACUUGGCACAUCCUCCAGAUCGUCAUGAUCAUGCGGUAUUGCGACAUGUACUUGCACCUUCCACCAUGCAUGCGAACGACAGUGCUGGUUGAAAGCUAAACAGUACGACGACACUUCGUUCACAUGCAAGCGUUUCUUCUGUUCCCAGGAGGAAGGCAUCUAGGAGAUGCGCUGCGCUCAGUCAAGCCCCUAUGAGCUCCCUUUCUGAGGCUUGAGCUCGCUGCCAUCGAUGAGGCCGGCUGGCAGGAUCCACCGCUUCGCGGGGCUCCUCCUACUUGCCCAUCCCCUGGCCUGCUCGGUUUCUGACAGCGCUAGCCGUUCCCAAUGAUGUUCGCCGCUCCGAGGCGGACCGCGAGCCCGC
This is a messenger RNA of Prorocentrum cordatum, 2513 nucleotides long. The record is from the annotation of a GenBank genome assembly. NCBI's taxonomy places the organism in Eukaryota, Dinophyceae, Prorocentrales, Prorocentraceae.